Messenger RNA from Amoebophrya sp. A120, 1928 nucleotides. The record is from the annotation of a GenBank genome assembly. Lineage: Eukaryota; Dinophyceae; Syndiniales; Amoebophryaceae.
CGAGUUCCGAUCUUCCUCUUCGGAAUACAUGCACUUCUGUCCGCGACUGCUGACAGCGCGCAGCGGUGUGCGCCGAGGGUGUACUAGUUGUCAUCGUGUAUGGAUCAGUCAGAAGUUCUGUAAAGAUAUCGUGCCGCAAGGCUGGUUACCAGAGGAGAAGGGACUACACACCGUUGCUGAAUUGAGCGGUCCGGUUUGGGUAAUUGAGCAACGUGGAGCUCCUGCAAGUAGCCGUAGAUUUCAGAACUACUUAAAAAAUUUUCGCAUUGGACGAAAUCAAACUCAAAAUGCAAUUUGAUGGCGAUGAGGACGACGAGCUGCUGGGCGAGGACCCGGCGGCGCUGCAGCUGUGCGAGGAGCUGGGGAUCGACGUAGAAUACGAGAAACCGCUUGUGUGGGUGGUGAAGAUCGGUAUCAAAAGGAAAAAUCCCCCCAAUCCAUAUCGAAAACGUGAUUUAUGAUGCUGUACUUGAGUACACAGAUCGGCUUGUAUUGCUAGAAGGCCAAGAGCCGCAGUUGUCGCCCCGCUUGCAGGCAAUUUGUCAUGCUGUUUCCCGCUUCCAGCUGCCUCCUGUCAUGCUGAAGAUGCAAGGCUUUCCCACGCCAGCCAGCACUACAGUCCGCAUCUCUUCCCUUUUGGCAUGACAGAGCUGACCAUAAAUCUGCAUCACAGACUUCCGCUCUGAUAUGGGGAGGGGGGAUUUUUCUGCUUGAUAAUCGGCUUGCAGUCACCCCUACCCCCCCGGUGGUCGGAGCACCUGACGGAUGAUCUGGAGAAGUACUUCGUCGAUGGUGACACGCAGCAGAGCCAGUGGGAAAGUCCCUUACUCCCCUACAUUCGCCAGGUCGUGGACAUCGGGCGGCUCUACAUGGAGAAUCCCUACCAGCACGUGAUCAACGAGCAGAUGACGCUGCUUUGGCAGCAGUUCCGGGACUCGUUAGGGGAGUGGCACGGACCCUACGUGGCGGAGGGGCGGCAGUACUUUGUGAAUCAGGUGCUGUUCUUUUGUUUUCGGACUAGAAUGUACCAGAGUAAGUUUGAAUUCCGUUUGUUCCGUACAUAGAGGACGACACCGCAAGAACAAUUUGAGUGCAAUCGCUCCAGUGCUCGCAUUUUCGCAACAAAUAAACUCCAAAAACCCGCAGGCUCUGGGCGUUUCUUCCUGGGAGGAUCCGCGCGUGGAGGCACAAUAUCUGUGCGAGUUGCAGAGCGCGCUGAUCCAGAAGUUGCAGACCGCCAUACCGCCGCAGGCCAACUCUCCCACCGCGCACGCGCAGGCGGAGAGCGGCGGGCAAGAGGAGUCGCGGCCGCCCACCCCCGAUUUCGCCGCGUGGAACGUCCAGGCGUCCCCCCGCUACGAGGAGGAGACGGGCGCGAGUCGGUCGCCGCGAGACCAGCAGCAGAGCCCCGACCACAGUAUCCUGUGCAAAAGUAUCGUACUCGUAUUGCAGUCAUGCAUUACAAAUUUUUUUAUCAAUGUAAAUCAGCAUAACAAAUUUUAUCUCUCAUGCUGAGGGAAUUUGUCAUGCGUUUAUACGAGUACGAUACUCGUGCAGUUCAUACACAGCGGGUUGGCACAAUUACGGGCGCAGCUAGCGAACAAGCUGAGCGGCGUGGAUUUUCGCGGGGAGGCGGAAAAGGAGCGGGUGAAAAUGGUCAAAACGUUCACGGACGGCAUCCAUCUGAUGUACGAUCUAUUGGAAGAGGAGCGUGAGACGCAGCUCUUGCAGAUGGAACGCCGGAAGCAGCAACAGCUGGCGGUGAAAACCAGUGCCCGGCCGCCGGACAGCCCGCAAGGAAAUAAAGGCCCGCUGCUCACCAUGCAGCUGGAAACGGGAGAUAGGUCACCGCCCUCGCCGAGCGAGCGCAACAAACCAAAGCAUAAGAAGAAGGCGUGAAUAAAUCUUCUCGCUGAAGAAAAGUUGUC